UGGACGCCAAAUCCGGCCAACCCAGAACCGCAAGCGUGAGUCCGGCGUUGCCGGAGAAGCUGGCGAAGUGGCGGAUCUGGAGGGCGCGUUGAAUUUACCGCCGGAGAUGGACGGUCAUUGGAGAUAGAGGAGGAGUAGCACUCUCGCAGGAGGAAGAGGAUACGAGAGGGAGAAAGACUUUGGUGGGGAAAGUUCUGACCAGUGGGACCAUAAGCAAAUCCAUAAGCAGAUGCUAAGAAUGGCACACAUUGCAGCAGUUUUUGUUUUUGAAGCGUCGGUCCCUGUAUCAGGUUAUUAGCACCGGUACAUUGUACAUGCCCUGAGCAGUUAGAACCAACGGCAAGUGCAUGUAGUAUAUGACUACAGAAAGCAUAUGCUCUUCACUCGUUUUAACUAGCACAAGAAUUAUGCUCCAUUUUUUUUCAAUAUACAUACAUGUGUCAUGUGUGCUUGCCCAUGAAGAUAAGCACAUAUACUUACCAGAUACAUACGCUUCCCGGUGAAGUUAAGCACCUUCAUUCCACACCCUACACGGUUAUAACUCCUUUUUCCCUUCGCAAUUAAUUAAACAAACUUUUCCUCUUAAUCAUUUUGUAGCUCUACACCGCGUGCCAUGCAAUUGUCAGUCUCCCAUCUCACGCGCUGAUGAUCUCUUUAUAAAAGCCUUCCACACUGAGUCACUGACACUACGCUCGACACAUGUGUCCCGAGCUCACCGGCGAUUCACCAUUGCACCGGCCGGUAAGAGCGGCAGAACUAGCUAGCUAAAUUGCAGACGAGCUAGCUACUAGACCAUCGGUCCGUCGGCAAUGGCGCCGGCGGGGACGGUCCGGAAGCUGGUGGUGGAGGUGGUGGAGGCGCGGGACCUGCAGCCCAAGGACGGCUUUGGCACGUCCAGCCCGUACGCCCGCGCCGACUUCGACGGGCAGCGCCGCAAGACCCGGACCGUGGUCCGCGACCUCAACCCGGUCUGGAACGAGCCGCUCGAGUUCACCUUCCCCGGCCCCGGCACCGGCGUGCUGGACCCCGUGGGAGGCGGGGAGCCGCUGGAGGUUUCCGUGCUCCACGAUUUACGCGUCGGGCCCAGCCGCCGGAGCACCUUCCUGGGCCGCGUCCGCCUCGACGCGCGCCGCUUCUUCGUGCGCAAGGGCGAGGAGGCGCUCAUCUACUUCCCGCUCGAGAAGAAGAGCUUCUUCGGAUGGGUCCGCGGCGAGAUCGGCCUCAAGGUCUACUACGUCGACGAGCCCGCUCCCGUUCCCGUCGCGCCGGAGCCGGAGCCGAACGCUGGCGCUGAUCCUCCUCCGGCUGCUGCUGCACCCGACGCUGCCGAGGCGGUAGAAGAAGCGCCGCCAACGGCUCCUGAUGCUGCUCCCGCGUCUGCCGACCCACCGCCGGUGCCGACAGAGGAGGCGGAGGCGCCAGAGGAAGCAGCACCACCGGCCGGCGAAGAAGCCGGCCCGGAGAAGCCACCGGAUCAGGCUGACACGGCUGAGACAGUGGAUGCCCCUGUAAUGACAUCAGAGGCGGUGCCGGCGUCCUCGGCGGAACCUGCGGCAGAGACCCCGCCCCCAAUGCCGAUGCCGAUGCCGAUGCCGAGGCAGGUGCUGCUCCCGGCGCGUCCGGCGCCGGCGCCGGCCGAGGUCCUGCCGGUGGAGCCAUCGAAGCACGACCUGGUGGACAAGAUGCCGUACCUGUUCGUCCGCGUGGUGCGCGCGCGGGGGCUUCCCGCAGGCGCGCACCCGCACGUGCGCGUGGCCGUGGCCGGCGGCGGCCGCCACGCGUCCACCCGGGAGGCGCGCCGGGGUGCCUUCUUCGAGUGGGACCAGACCUUCGCCUUCGCGCGCGACCCGGCGGACUCCCAGACAGGCCCCACGAUGGAGGUGUCCGUGUGGGACCUCCCGCCUGACGCCGACGUGUCCGUCGCCGACGACCGCAGCUUCCUCGGCGGGCUCUGCUUCGACACCGCCGACGUGCACGCGCGGGACCCGCCCGACGGCCCGCUCGCCACGCAGUGGUACCGGCUGGAGGGCGGCCGCCGCAACGAGCGGGCCGCCGACCUCAUGGUUGCCACGUGGGCCGGCACGCAGGCCGACGAGGCCUUCGCCGACGCCUGGAAGGCCGACUCCCCCCCGGCCCAUGCCUCCUCCUCCACGGCCACCGCGUCCUCCUCUGCGUCCUCGAGCGCCAAGGUGUACGUCUCGCCCAAGCUCUGGCUCCUCCGGCUCACCGUCAUCGAGGCGCAGGACACGCUCAUGGCGGCCCGUGCUGACGCCGGUAUCGCCGUGCGGGGCACGCUGGGCUUCCAAUCGCUCAAGACCCGGACCACGGCAGCGGUGACACGCAACGGCGGUCCAUCGUGGAACGAGGACCUGCUGUUCGUCGCCGCAGAGCCCUUCACCGACGGCGACUGCUUCGAGAUCUCCCUCGAGGUGCGCCACGGCAAGGACGCUUUCACCGUGGGCUCGGCUAGCGUCUCGCUGGGGAGCAUCGAGAGGCGCGUGGACGACCGCAAGGUGGCCUCCAAGUGGCUCGACCUUCUCCCCUCCGACGAGGCCGCCGCCACGAGAAAAGCCAACGGCAAGUUCAGGAUGCCGGCGCACGUGCACGGCGGGCGGCUGCACGUGCGGGUUUGCCUGGACGGGGGCUACCACGUGGCGGACGAGCCGCCCUACGCGAGCAGCGACUUCCGGCCCUCGGCGCGGCAGCUCUGGCGGCAGCCUGUGGGCCUCGUGGAGCUGGGCGUGGUGGGCUGCAAGGGCCUCCUCCCGAUGCGGGCCGCGGACGGGAAAGGCUGCACGGACGCGUACGCCGUGGCGAAAUACGGGCCCAAGUGGGCCCGCACGCGCACCAUCUCCGACAGCUUCGACCCGGCCUGGAACGAGCAGUACACGUGGCCCGUCUACGACCCUUGCACCGUGCUCACCGUCGGCGUCUUCGACGACCCGCCGCCUCCGCCGUCCGAUGACGCCGACGCCGCCGUGACGCCGUCGAGGCCGAUGGGGAAGGUGCGGAUCCGGCUGUCGACGCUGGAGAACGGGCGCGUGUACCGGGGCUCGUACCCGCUCCUCAUGAUGCUCCCCACGGGCGCCAAGCGGAUGGGCGACGUGGAGCUCGCCGUGCGCUUCGCCACUUCCGGAACCUUCCUCGACACGCUGCACGGCUACCUGCAGCCAUCUCUGCCGCCGAUGAACAACCUCCGUCCGAUCCCGGCGGCUCACCGCGAGCCGCUGCGGCUGGCCGCGGCACGGAUCACGGCGGGCCACCUGGCGCGCGCCGAGCCGCCGCUCAGGCGGGAGGUUGCCACGUGGAUGCUGGACGCCGGGCCCGGGUCCGGCUCCAGCUCCAGCUUCAGCAUGCGGAAGCUGCGGGCGAACUGGAACCGGGCAGCAUCGGCGCUGACGUGGGUGUCCGGCGUGGCGAGGUGGGCGGAGGAGACGCGGACGUGGCGGAGCCCCGCGGCGACGGGGAUGGCGCACGCCGUGCUGGUGCUGCUGGCGUGGCACCCGGACCUGGUGAUCCCCACGCUGGCGCUCCACGUGGCGGCCGUGGGGGCUUGGAGGUACAGGCGGCGGCCACGGGCACCGGCGCCGCACCCGUGUGUGAGGGCGUCCAUGGCGGAGGCGCCGGCCGAGAGGGAGGAGCUGGACGAGGAGUUCGACCCGGUGCCCAGCGCCAGGCCGCCGGAGACGGUGCGGGCCAGGUACGACCGGGCCAGGGUCGUCGGGGCCAGGCUGCAGGCCAUGGUCGGCGACGUCGCCACGCAGGCCGAGAGGGUCCAGGCGCUCGUGUCCUGGCGAGACCCGCGCGCCACGGGGAUGUUCGUCGCGCUCUGCGUUGCUCUGGCCAUGGUGUUGUACGUUGUGCCGCUCAAGGUAGUCGUUGUUGUCGCGGGGUUCUACUACCUCCGACACCCCAUGUUCAGGGACAGGACGCCCGCGCCGGCCGUCAACUUCUUCCGCCGCCUGCCUUCCAUGGCCGAACGGAUCAUAUAGCUGGGAGAAGAGCCGACGAAGCACUAUGCCAGCCAGUAAGCACGGGUUGAGCCAUCGACUGCGCCUUGUUGCAAUUCCACACUGUCCUGUUAAUUUUUAGAUUCUACGCUAGAACAAUAAGAAUUCGUUAUCAUGGAUGAAUCUUUCGUUUGAAGUACUAGUGUUAACUUUGGAUCGGUCGAGUCGAAAAUGCAUCCUUCCUGUCAUGUGGUUUCCCA
This is a messenger RNA of Brachypodium distachyon (stiff brome), 4210 nucleotides long. Its product is annotated as protein QUIRKY. Bases 810 to 3992 code for a protein of 1060 amino acids. The record is from RefSeq and is a predicted model, not a curated record. The transcript has a single exon. Lineage: Eukaryota; Viridiplantae; Streptophyta; Magnoliopsida; Poales; Poaceae.